Molecule: messenger RNA, 1180 nt
Organism: Gaeumannomyces tritici R3-111a-1
Lineage: Eukaryota; Fungi; Ascomycota; Sordariomycetes; Magnaporthales; Magnaporthaceae
Exons: 7
Coding region: 26-1180 (384 amino acids)
Source: RefSeq, a predicted model, not a curated record
GUGCCGCCCGCAACCUUGGCGAUUAAUGGUUUACGGUCAAUGUACUGUUCUCCAGAUCCUUAUCACCGUUACCUGCCUUUGCGCUCGCGCCGCGACCAUGAUUGACGAGCGCGCUUCCACUGCCCGUCCCGCUCCCUCGUCCUCGCGCACAAAGCCUACAAGUAACGGGCCGAAUACCGUUGCCCUUGACGCGCACAUGCUUAGGUAUCUCGGACAGGUUGUGCAAGAAGGUUUGAUGGAACCUUGCAAAGCGCGAGGAACGGUGUGCGGAGGAUACAUUAUGAUCCCCGAGAGACCUAGCACGGGUGUCCAUGUCUCGACACCAACCCCUCGCGACAGGCUCCGUCGGCGCACCCUCGCUCUAACAUGCCGCGAUCGCCCCCGCCGGCUGCCGAUGUUGCCGCCGCCAAGCAGUAUCUCGGGGCCAUGGGAGGAGGCGCCAGCCAGCAUGGAUAACAACCCUCGCACGAAAAAGCAAACUGUCAAUCAAGAACCACAGCCGGGUCUGCCUCCGCAACUCCAGCCCCACUCAGCCAACGUUCCGCAACCCCCGUCGGCUGGCCCCAAUGUUCUUCCAUCCCCAGCACCUAGCGACGAACCGAGCCCCACGGCCGCGAUCCCGCAAGACAGCGCAAACCAGAACCCGCCAUCGGACGACGCGCCACAGAGCAUGGAAAGGUCCGGUCCGGCCCCGGAUGCCUCCCAUAGAAUACCGGUGACCGAGGCCAGGACAAGCGUCGCGGCUGGCUUUAUCGACGAUCAGGCUCAGAACAUCCGACGUGUCAGCCCAGCGAGGCCAGCGCCCAUGCUCAUCUUGGAUACCUCGAGGUUCCAGAGCCCGCCAGUAGCUGCCCACGCACCCGGUCCGUCUCCCGCCCCCGUCCACGCCGCGUUCCCACCGCCGCCUCAACAACAUAUGUCGCCAAACGGGGCCUCGACCAACACUCCGGCAUCUGCGGCGCCUUUGGGGCCGAGGACCCCGGGACAAUCUCCUCAGGUGCAGGCCGGAGCGCGCGCCGCCUGCUACUCUGCUGGCUCUGCUGGUGCAACAAUGUAUUCGCACUCGGCCAGCCCCGAGUCCCAAUGGUGGGACUACGGUCGCCCUCCAGAAUCACCUCUCGACGAUCUUCCGGUACAUGACCCAAAGUCUCGACCGCUCGAGGAUGAGGUUGGUGACUGA